Messenger RNA from Nerophis ophidion (straightnose pipefish), 1230 nucleotides. RefSeq names its product vesicle-associated membrane protein 5 (gene vamp5). Gene Ontology annotation, biological process: vesicle-mediated transport; SNARE complex assembly; vesicle fusion. Bases 229 to 519 code for a protein of 96 amino acids. NCBI's taxonomy places the organism in Eukaryota, Metazoa, Chordata, Actinopteri, Syngnathiformes, Syngnathidae. The record is from RefSeq and is a predicted model, not a curated record. Gene Ontology annotation, cellular component: plasma membrane; SNARE complex. The transcript is spliced from 3 exons. Gene Ontology annotation, molecular function: syntaxin-1 binding; SNAP receptor activity.
GACAAUUCUCAUUUCCGGAGGUUACCUGAACGCACCUCGUGAACUUAAAAGUGUUGAGUUUCGCGAGUGACAGCGCGGAUAAAGUGAAAGAAACACGACGAGAGGGGACGUUCGACAAGGUUACUAAACUAUUUCCUGUUGCCGGGGCAGUUUUAUUUUUUAAGAGCUGUAUGUAAAUGUAGCGUGUCGCGGUACUGCGGACACACCAACAACAGGAACGCCACAGCAAUGCAGAAUGGGAAGAGCCGCCUGCAGCAGCGCCAGGAGGAGGCGGAGGAAGUGAAGGACAUCAUGCUCAACAAUCUAAACAAGGUGGACGAGCGAUCGGUCAAACUGGGCGACCUGGAGAGCCGAGCUGAUGAUCUGCUGGAAAAGAGUAGAGCCUUUGAAAAGAAAACCAACCAGGUGAAAGAAGCCCAAUGGUGGAAGAAUAAGAAGACGAAAAUUGCAAUAAUUGCAUUUGGAGUUGUAGCGAUCCUCGUCAUACUUGGAUUGAUCAUCAUGGCUUUUGCGAAAUAGCACACUCCCGCAUGGACACGAGGUGAAACAUUGGCGCUGGACAAGCUGAAAGGGGAAGUCUGUGCUAUUUUUUUUUUUGUUUGUCAUAUAAAUGAGACUGUCGGUGUCACCCUUAGGAAAGUUCACAUGGUACCAUCGAUAGUUGCUGCUCGUCAUUUACAAAACAUUGUUGCUGCCAGCCCACAUGGACCAGACAAACAUAAAGUCGGUCCGAACUUAGAUAUAAUUUAGGGUGUCACCUUUAUCUGGCUUUUUUUGUUUUGUUUUAUAAAUCUAAAAGGGAUUAGUAACUAGCAAGUGACUCUUCAAACUCACUGCUUACAUUUUUAACACAAACCAGUAUCGAAUGCGGGUCUGUGAUCCUGUUUUAAUGAAUGCUUCUUUGGGAGAAACGGCCAAUUGUGGAGCAACGUCCAAAGACAGAAAUAUAUACCCAUAUACUCAUGAGAUCACAUAAACAUUGCAUAUAGUCAUUAUCAUAUAUUUAAAUGUUAUACAAUAAUUAGAAUGAGCAAGUAGAUAAAUACCUGAUAAAUUAUUUAAAUUAAAUUGUUAUUAUUGAUAAUUAAAUUAAAUCUACAGAGGUAAAAAAAAAAAAAGGUUGAUUUUGUGAAAAGUUGAAUGAAAAGCAGAACUAAUAUUGAUUACUAUCAUUUGCAAUGUGUUGUUGUCUUGUUAAAAAUGUUUAAGUAAAACAUACUUUGAUCAUAA